This is a messenger RNA of Microthlaspi erraticum, 2637 nucleotides long. Lineage: Eukaryota; Viridiplantae; Streptophyta; Magnoliopsida; Brassicales; Brassicaceae. The record is from the annotation of a GenBank genome assembly.
AUGGGGAUAAUGGAGAAUAAGAUCCACAAAGAGUCAUCAAAAGUGAGUUCUUCGAGCAACAACGGUAAUGUCUCCGAAGAGAAGAUAGGAGGCAAUGUUUUGCAGAACGGAAUUUACAACAACACCGCUUCCACGAGGCUGCUUAAGUACAAGCGCCGGAAAGUUUUCGCCGUCAGAGAUUUCCCUCCUGGUUGCGGAUCGAUCGCAAUUCGGCUGAGAUCGUCGAAACCCGAAGCUGAGAACGGGAAUGUUGUUCAGUCUUCUGAAGCUGCUAAGGUUGAGUCUUCUGAAGCUCCUAAGGUUGAGUCUUCUUCAGCUGAAGGGGAAGAGAACUUGGGACAGAAAGUUGUUGCGGUGACCGGAGGAGUUGAAUCUAACGGAGUAAACAAGCCGGAAUCGGAACCGGUGAAAGAUGGAUCUGAUGAAAUAAAGGUGGUUGCGGCGGAAGAUGGGAAUGUGUUGGAGAGCACAAUGGCUGAGCCGGUGAAUGUUGAGCCUCUGAGAACAAUGCAGAAGGAGGAUGAUGAUGUUGUGGUGACCACAGGAGUUAACAUUGUGGAACCGGAACCUGAACCUGAACCGAUGAAGGAGGAAUCUGAUGGAUUGAUGUUUGCGCAAGAAGGUGGGGAUUCGCCGGAGAACAUAAGCUAUCUACCUGCGACGAAUCCGCCGGUGGAGGCUCAGCCACUGCGAGUCUGCUUGCCAGACGGUGGAGGACAGUUUAAGGUUGGUGAGAGAGAUAUGGUUGCUUCUACUGAUGAACAAAGUCUUGAAAGAGAGAAUUUUGAUCAGUCUCUUGUUAAGAGCACAAAGCCAUUGGAACCGAGACCAAUCCAUGUCUCGGGUCGAAAGAAGGCGAAGAAAAGUAUUGCGAGUCAUGCACCGUUGAAGGUUAACAAGACGAUGACGAGUCGAGAGUAUGGUGAAGGAUCUAAGAGCAGUGAGAGGGAUUUGUAUUCACGCAAGAGGGCAAGUCCGGAGAAUGCUAGAGAGGACGACUCUCCUGAUCGGAAGCAUCGUAGAACGUUAGAGGUCGGGCUUCCUCCUUCGCGUCCGGCUGGUGCAAGCGGCGGGAACAAAGUCAAGGAGAUUCUACGUCUCUUCCAUGGAACUUGUAGGAAGCUUAUGCAGGAGGAAGAAGCAAAGCCUAAGCUUCAGAAGAAGAAGAACUACAGAGUGGAUUUCGAAGCUGCCAAGAUUCUCAAAAGCAAAGGGAUCAUUCCAAAGUCUGCUAAUCAGGUUAUGGGAACAGUCCCUGGUGUUGAGGUUGGUGAUGAGUUUCAGUUCAGGAUGGAGCUCAACAUUCUCGGUGUGCACAAACCGAGCCAAGGCGGUAUCGAUUCCAUGAAAGUCGGUGACGAGAAUCUCGCCACGAGUAUUGUAUGUUCAGGUGGUUAUGACGACGAUCUUGACAACUCCGAUGUCUUGACUUACACGGGACAAGGCGGGAACGUGAUGAUCAAGAACAGGAAAGGAGAGGAGAAGAAAGAGCCUGAAGACCAGAAGCUGAUAACCGGAAACCUCGCGUUAGCCAACAGCGUGAGAGCCAAGAACCCGGUUCGAGUCAUCAAAGGCCACAAGCAGACGGUUCUGGAAUCUGCAGGUGGUGAUAACAAACGCAGGAACUAUGUCUACGAUGGACUAUACGUUGUGGAGGAGUUUUGGCAAGAGACAGGUUCUCACGGGAAGCUAGUCUUCAAGUAUAAACUCAGGCGUCUUCCUGGACAACCUGAGCUUUCUUGGAGAGUGGUGAAGAAGUCCAAGAAGUCUCAAAUCCGUCCUGGUCUCUGCAGGCUUGACAUUAGUGAAGGGAGAGAGAGAUUACCUAUUUCGGCAAUCAACGAAGUCGACGACGAGAAGCCUCCUUCGUUCAUCUACACGGCGGAGAUGAUAAACCCUGACUGGUGCAGGCCGGUUCCUCCCAAGGGAUGCGGCUGCACGAAACGGUGCACGGAGACUAACAGAUGCGCUUGCGUGGCGAAGAACGGAGGAGAGAUACCGUACAACUACGACGGAGCCAUAGUCAGCGCCAAGAACUUGAUCUACGAGUGUGGUCCGCUCUGCAAAUGCCCUCCUUCUUGCUACCUGAGAGUGACGCAGCGAGGGAUCAGGUUCCCGUUGGAGAUCUUCAAAACAGAGUCAAGAGGAUGGGGAGUGAGAUCGCUCGGCUCCAUCUCUUCCGGUAGCUUCAUUUGCGAGUACGUAGGCGAGCUUUUGGAGGAUAAAGAAGCUGAGAGAAGAACAGGGAACGACGAGUAUCUAUUCGACAUUGGGAACAAGUACGAGAACGCUUUAGCUGAAGGGAUGUCGAAGCUAAUGCCUGAGAAACGGUCCAUGGAAGAGGAAGAUGAUGAAGAGACUAGCGGAUUCACUAUUGAUGCUGCGAAGAAAGGGAACGUUGGGAGGUUUAUAAACCACAGCUGCUCGCCGAAUCUGUACGCGCAGAACGUGUUGUAUGAUCAUGAAGACGCGAGGAUCCCUCAUGUGAUGUUCUUUGCGAUGGAUAAUAUACCUCCGCUUCAAGAGCUCACUUACCAUUACAAUUACAUGAUUGAUCAGGUACGUGACUCUAAAGGUAAUAUCAAGAAGAAGAUUUGCUAUUGUGGUUCUUCUGAAUGUACUGGUAGGCUCUAUUGA